GAAAGAAAAGCAGGACACUGACUAACUUUAAAACAAAUGGUUCCUUUUCAUUUCAUUGCUGAGGCUUUUGGCUUGUGUUUUGGCAAGAUAUUUCAACGCUGACUAGCCUCCAACUUACAUUUCCGCUCAUCUUCUCUCCUCCACAUCUACUGAAUUAUCGAAUCAAAAACAGCAAACGAUUCGGGUAGAGUUCCCGAGGCCCGCUCCGCAGUCCUCCGAGCGAUCAUCAGCCACGAAAAUGCCUUUGCGAGAGAUUCUGCAUAAGAAGGACAGGAUUGGUGAUACCGGUGGACAGUAUUCGACCGGUGUUCCGUCUGCGUCUCUGAGUCCCGUGCCUCAGAUCAAGUUCAUUCGAUCCGAUACCACCACCCAAGAGGUCAUCAACCCACCCAUUUACGACAGCGAUGAAGUCCACCAGCACCAGAAUACGCAUCUCGAAGCGUCACCGCCCAGUUCUUCCUCGCGCCGGCGGUCACUGAAUCCAUUUAGUCGCUCAAGAGCGCCAUCUGAGUCUCUGGGGUCUCCACAGUCACAACCGCGCGAAAGAAGGCUGUCGCAAAUGCUCCAUCUUGAUCGAGGCAGCUCACGGAACUCCAGCGGCACCUCAGUCAAUAUCCCGUCAGAUCUCCCGCAGAUAAACAAUGAUAGAGGUGAUGAGCAGGAUAGAGAAGCCCAGUGGGAGAAAAGGGCGACGGUUUUAGUGCAGCGCAAUCCGAAUCUUGCAUCGCCGCUAUCGCCUACUUCACCAUCGGGGUUUGGAGCUGUUGGUGUACCAUCGAGGUCAAGGAGCUCUAGUCAAAGCGGCUUUAUUGAUGCUGCAGGAGAUGUUAACAUCCAAGAGGCGAUUCGGCUUCAUGAAGUUGGAGAACUGGAGAAGUCCACUGAAAUGUUUCGUAGGUUGGCAGAUCCAAAAGGCGCGAAUAACGCGCUGAGCCAAGUACUUUACGGCCUCGCACUAAGACAUGGUUGGGGCUGUCCCAAGUCGGAAGAACAGGCAGUGACUUACCUCUCAGCCGCGGCAUCAAACUCUGCAUUGAUCGAGUCCCAAGCUCUUCAAGCAGGUAUGAAAAAAGGUGGUGCUGCCAAAGGAGAGCUGGUCCUCGCUAUCUUUGAGUUGGGUAACUGCUUCCGCAACGGCUGGGGGGUCAAGAAAGACCCAGCGGCAGCGCGACAGUACUUCGAAACGGCCGCGAAUCUAGGCGACACCGAUGCCAUGAAUGAGGUCGCGUGGUGUUACCUAGAGGGUUUUGGCGGGAAAAAGGAUAAGUUCAUGGCUGCUAAAUACUACCGAUUGGCCGAACAGAAAGGAAGCAAAUUAGUGGGGAAUUCUUGGAUAUGGAAAGAGAAAUACGAUCCCAAGUGAACGAACCCUCGCGGUAUCUGGCCCUUACAGCCUCGUUCCACCGCUCCCACACCGUCACGUCUAUGUAGGGCCCCGUGUCUUUGUUUCCUCAGAUGACUUUCACUGGAGAUUGAGUUAUCUCCGAGACGAGAGGCAAUCACCUUUCUACGAGAUCGGACCGCUCAUAGAACGAAGAAAAGGGGGUUGCGUGUGUGAUCUUCUCCCUAAUAUUGGGAAUAUUCCCCAGGGAGCACACCACACUCAUACUGGGUACACAAACGAGCAUGUCUCUACCGUUUACCAAGUGACUCUGAACGAUGUUGAUGACCCAACGCCAGCCUCAUUUUAAUGGCAACCCAAUCUAUACCACCAGUACUUUUGCAUAGUGAUUAGUGUUAUUUUCCACCAUUUUCGGCUUCUAUUAUUAUUUGAUUA
Molecule: messenger RNA, 1777 nt
Organism: Aspergillus alliaceus
Lineage: Eukaryota; Fungi; Ascomycota; Eurotiomycetes; Eurotiales; Aspergillaceae
Product: tetratricopeptide repeat protein
Exons: 7
Coding region: 239-1363 (374 amino acids)
Molecular function (GO): protein binding
Source: RefSeq, a predicted model, not a curated record